Messenger RNA from Tinamus guttatus (white-throated tinamou), 1326 nucleotides. Lineage: Eukaryota; Metazoa; Chordata; Aves; Tinamiformes; Tinamidae. The record is from RefSeq and is a predicted model, not a curated record.
AGCCCCCGCCGCUCCCCCGGGCUCCCCGGCCGGCCCCGGGGCGGGCAGGGAGGGCUUGGGGUGCGCGGCUGCCAGCUCGGUGCGAGGUGGAAUUUUAAUCUGGUUCCAGGCAACAAAUGUGAUUAACCGGUCGAUUCGCUUCCUUGCUGCUGUUUGGCAUUCUCACAGUGAACAUCUUUCCACCGUAGAAAAAGACACCAACGGAGAUGCUUUGUGGGUUUGGUGUUAUCCGUCCGUAACAGCUGAGCUGAGGAGUCUCUUGCUGAGAAAAUGCUGCCUUACCGAUGAAAAUAAUAAGUUGCUUCACACCUUUGUGUUUGGUCAGUAUAAAAGAUCAUGGUUCUACAUCACAACUGUAGAAGUGCAAGAUUCUUCAGCCCUGAAAAAGGUGACCCACUUCUCUAUUAUCCUGACGGCCAAAGACUUUAACCCAGAGAAAUAUGCAGCCUUUACUAGGAUACUGUGUAGAAUCUACAUGAAGCAUGGGACCCCAGUUAAAAUGAUGGAGAGUUACAUUGCAGUCCUUACAAAGGGGGUCUGCCAAAGUGAAGAAAAUGGAUCUUUUCUCAGCAAAGAUUUUGAUGCUCGGAAGGCUUAUCUUGCUGGUUCCAUCAAAGAUAUAGUAUCUCAGUUUGGAAUGGAAACAGUUAUCCUUUAUACCGCAUUGAUGUUAAAGAAAAGAAUUGUAGUAUAUCAUCCUAGAGUAGAAGCAAUCCAGGAGUUUACCAGGACUCUACCUGCUUUAGUCUGGCAUCGACAAGACUGGUCAAUUCUUCAUUCAUAUGUACAUCUAAAUGAAGACGAAAUAGAAGCCUUAAAAGCCUGCACAGGUUACAUUGCUGGAUUUACAGAUUCUGAAGUGAGCAGUAGACCAGACCUCUACGAUGUGUAUGUGAAUUUGGCAGACAGUGAGAUCACUGUCUCCCCUGGAGUGAAAGAGGCAAUGACAAUGGGAAAACUUCACAAAGAGAUAGGACAACUAAUUGUUCAGUCUGCAGAAGAUCCAGAUAAAUCGGACAGCCAAGUCAUUAAGGAUAUUUCACUGAAGACAAAAGAAAUCUUGACUACUUUAGCAUCACUCACAGAAGUUUCUGAUGGCAGUGAUAAACCAACCCUUAACUCUGAGGCACUGAAACAAAAACGAUUUCCACCAGCUACAGAAAACUUCCUUUUUCAUUUAGCAGCUGCUGAACAAAUGCUGAAAAUCUGAUUUUGAUGCACUUCAGUGUUAUGGACCAAUAUGAAAAUACUGUUAUUGCCAUACAAAUCGGAAUAUCUAAAUUUUAUAUGGAAAAAUUAAAGGUAUAAGAGUGAAUGUCAUAUUUA